This is a messenger RNA of Onthophagus taurus, 594 nucleotides long. RefSeq names its product protein SREK1IP1. Gene Ontology annotation, molecular function: nucleic acid binding; zinc ion binding. NCBI's taxonomy places the organism in Eukaryota, Metazoa, Arthropoda, Insecta, Coleoptera, Scarabaeidae. The record is from RefSeq and is a predicted model, not a curated record.
UUAAAACCUAACCUUAAAAAUCCUUGUACCAAAAAGUGAGGUUAUGUAACCGUGUUAUAACAGUUAUAAACUAGUGUUAUAAACAGCCAUCAAAAACGUUUUAAAAUCAACAAAAAUUACUAAUUUUAAAUGGAUAAAGAGUAUGCAUCGCGUUUAUUACCCCCAUCUAAAGAUACAGCAAGACCUGCGUGUAAAAAAUGUGGAUAUGCAGGACAUUUAACGUUCCAAUGCAGGAAUUUUAUAAAAGUUGAUCCGAACAAAGAGAUUCUUUUGGAUGUAAGCAGCACAAGUAGUGAAAGUGAUCAAGAUUAUCUAACACCCCUCACGGAGUUAAGAGAAAAAGAAUUAAAAGAUAAAUUAAAAAAGGCUAAGGCAAAAAAGAAAAAGUCCAAAAAAAAAUCGAAAAAGAAGAAACGUAAGAGGAGUGAAUCAGAAAGUGAAAGUGAUAGUGAAUCUGAUGAUGAUAAAAAUUCAAAGUCCAGGGAAAGUGAAAGUACAAGGAGUAAAGAUAAGAAAAAAAAGGCGAAGAAGAGAAAACGGAGGAGUUCAUCAUCUGAUUAAUUGUAUUUUUUUUUUAAGUAAAUAGAUAAUAAA